Molecule: messenger RNA, 2197 nt
Organism: Paramisgurnus dabryanus
Lineage: Eukaryota; Metazoa; Chordata; Actinopteri; Cypriniformes; Cobitidae
Gene: aldh6a1
Product: aldehyde dehydrogenase 6 family, member A1
Biological process (GO): thymine catabolic process; L-valine catabolic process
Cellular component (GO): mitochondrion
Molecular function (GO): methylmalonate-semialdehyde dehydrogenase (acylating, NAD+) activity
Source: RefSeq, a predicted model, not a curated record
GUGACAGUAAGAAAAGAGAUUCGUUCAACUCGAAGGUGCAGGUCUCGUGGCACGUCCUCUGGCGGAGGUUGGACGCACAUAAAGGGGGUUAUCACAACAUUAAAUCAAGAAUCCCAUCAUGGCAACGACGUUAAUGCGUUUAGCCCUAAAGAAGAGGGUUCCUCUUCGCAUGGGACGAAUGUGUUACUCCUCCUCUGUGCCCACCACAAAGUUGUUCAUUGAUGGAAAGUUUGUAGAAUCCAAGAGCUCAGAAUGGUUGGACAUUCACAAUCCUGCCACCAAUGAGGUCAUUGGCAAAGUACCAAAGGCCACACAAGGGGAAAUGUUGGCCGCUGUGGACUCGUGCUCUCGGGCGUAUCGCACCUGGUCUGAAACGUCAAUCCUAUCCCGCCAGCAAAUCUUCCUUCGCUACCAGCAGCUCAUUAAAGACAAUAUCAAAGAGCUUGCAAAAAUAAUAACAUUGGAGCAGGGUAAAACUCUUGCUGACGCUGAGGGAGAUGUAUUCAGAGGACUGCAGGUGGUGGAACACACAUGUAGCAUUACAUCCCUUAUGCUGGGUGAGACUCUCCCUUCUUUAACUAAAGACAUGGACACAUACACAUACCGCUUGCCCAUUGGUGUGUGUGCUGGCAUUGCCCCCUUCAAUUUCCCUGCCAUGAUUCCUCUGUGGAUGUUCCCAAUGGGAAUGGUGUGUGGAAACACUUACCUGAUGAAGCCCUCAGAGAGAGUCCCCGGUUGCGCUAUGAUGCUGGCCAAGCUUCUGCAGGACGCUGGUGCUCCAGACGGAACGUUAAACGUCAUCCACGGGCAACAUGCAGCUGUAGAUUUCAUCUGUGACCAUCCUGACAUAAAAGCCAUCAGUUUUGUGGGUUCUAACCAGGCUGGAGAGUACAUCUAUGCAAGAGGCUCUAAAAAUGGCAAAAGAGUUCAGAGUAACAUGGGGGCAAAGAAUCACGGCGUGGUGAUGCCUGAUGCCAACAAGGAGAACACACUGAACCAGUUGGUUGGUGCUGCUUUUGGAGCAGCAGGUCAGAGAUGUAUGGCACUUUCCACUGCUGUUCUUGUAGGAGAGGCUCGAAACUGGUUGCCUGAGCUUGUUGAGCGUGCAAAGAAUCUUCGUGUCAAUGCAGGUGACCAGCCCGGAGCUGAUGUUGGACCUCUCAUCACUCCCCAGGCUAAAAAGCGCGUGAACAGCCUUAUUCAGAGCGGUGUGGAUGAAGGUGCGAAGAUUCUGCUUGAUGGCAGAAAUGUGAAGGUCAAGGGUUACGAAAACGGGAACUUUGUAGGACCGACAAUCAUUAGCAAUGUCACGCCUGAUAUGAAAUGCUAUAAAGAAGAGAUAUUUGGACCGGUGUUGGUGGUCAUGGAGGCCGACAGUUUGGAUGAUGCCAUUAACAUAGUGAAUAAAAACCCGUAUGGCAACGGAACAGCCAUUUUCACCACCAAUGGUGCCACAGCACGUAAAUACACCCAUGAAGUUGACGUUGGGCAGGUUGGAGUUAAUGUGCCUAUUCCUGUCCCCCUGCCCAUGUUUUCAUUCACCGGAUCCAGAGCCUCCUUUAGAGGCGACACCAAUUUCUAUGGAAAACAAGGCAUUCAGUUUUACACACAGAUCAAGACCGUUACCUCACAGUGGAAGGCAGAAGAUGCGACAUUGAAAUCUCCUGCCGUUACCAUGCCAACAAUGGGGCGUUAAGUGUUUAUCAACAGUAGUAUUUCUGAAACAACACUACCAUCAAACUUUAGUCUAACAUAUGUACAGAUUGUUAUUUGAAAAAAAUGACCUUGAUAUCUGGAAUAUGUUAAUGAAAUGUGACUUUUUUUCUCCAUUCUUCAAUAUAACAAAUGUUGCACAUAUUGUAGACCACUGUGUGACACAUCUGUAUGAUGUCACCAUAAUACAGUACAGCACAAUUUGUUUCCCUAUGUUUUAUAAAGAAUUUGACUCCAUGUUUAGCCGUAAAUUUGCUUUGAUUGUGAAUGUAUCGUCUUAAAUCUUCAAAAAGGUUAAGUGAUAUAACUUCUAAUGUCUGUAGGUAGCUGGUUGGAGCAUUAAUUCAGAAUUAUUAACCUUCAGCAUUAUUUCAGAUUAAAUCUGAGCAUCUGUAUGCAUAUGCAAGACACUGUUAACCUACUGACCAUGGUUAAAUAGUAGACUGAUUUGGGAUGUUUGUCUCAAUAAAUAAGGCGAAGAAUU